Cheilinus undulatus (humphead wrasse) is the source of this 4244-nucleotide messenger RNA. RefSeq names its product phosphatidate phosphatase LPIN1-like. Gene Ontology annotation, cellular component: mitochondrial outer membrane; nucleus. Gene Ontology annotation, molecular function: transcription coactivator activity; phosphatidate phosphatase activity. The coding region runs from base 148 to 2889 and encodes 913 amino acids. NCBI's taxonomy places the organism in Eukaryota, Metazoa, Chordata, Actinopteri, Labriformes, Labridae. The record is from RefSeq and is a predicted model, not a curated record. Gene Ontology annotation, biological process: cellular response to insulin stimulus; triglyceride biosynthetic process; fatty acid catabolic process. The transcript has 20 exons.
CACAUGGCAGUCAGACUUUUAGAGACUUGAGGAGUGAAGACACAAGUUCUAGACAAGACAAGACAAGGGAAGAUUUACACAUACAGUCUGUUUAGAGGGAGUAAAGACUAAAGACCUGGAUCUGGGGGUCAAACACACUAUGGAAUCAUGAUACCAGGAGAGGAUGAUGAAGAGUUGGAUGAGGCUGCUGAGCAGUAUGCUGCUGACACUACCUGGAGCUGGACCCGUCAGACCAUGAACUACGUGGGCCAGCUGGCAGGCCAGGUGUUUGUCCAGGUGAAAGAGCUGUACAGAGGCCUCAAUCCCGCCACCCUUUCAGGCUGCAUCGACGUCAUUGUAGUGAAACAGCCCGAUGGAUCCCUGCACUGCUCACCUUUCCAUGUUCGCUUUGGAAAGAUGGGCGUCCUCCGGUCCCGAGAGAAAGUGGUGGACAUGGAGAUCAACGGAGAACCUGUGGAUCUACACAUGAAGCUUGGGGACAAUGGAGAAGCCUUCUUUGUGCAAGAAACAGAAAAUGAUCAGGAAGUGGUCCCCUCCUACCUGGCCACUUCUCCCAUCUUAUCAGAUGGGGCCAUCCUUAUGAGCUCCUCCCUGAUUGGAAAGAGCUCUGGGCCACCUAUACAGACCCUGGGCUCCACAGGGAGCACUGGAGAGACUGGCAGCGGGAUACUGAAGAAGAGAAGAAAGAGGAGGAGGAAGGCUCGGGCCGACAGCUUGAGGAGGGAGGAGAGCGGGGAGUACUCGGAGGAUGAUGACAUGUUUACCAUAGAUAUAAGCUCAGAUGAGGGGACUGAGAUGGAGAGGACUUCAUCUCGGGAUCUCUUAAGAGAUGAAACAGCAGCCAGUUCGACUGGCGGCUCCUUCAAACAGUCUGGCAUCUACACUCGCUCAGAUGGAGAGUGGAGUCCCAUUCAGAGUCCUGGAAACUCUCGUCCCACCUCACCUAAAAGUGACUCUGAACUGAUGACUAAACCAUCAGACACAGACAAUCAGAAUCCAGCCAUGCACUGGGCAUGGGGAGAGCUGCCUCAGGCUGCCACGCCGUCCUUCCUCCCAGUAAAAUCCGAACCUCCACCUGUGUGCCCAGUAUCCAUCCCGGUGACUGAAAGCACACAUUUCAGAGUCAUAACUCACGAGACGUCCUCACACCAGUGCUCUGAUGUAUCCUCGCUCAGGUUAUUAAUGCAGGAAGAGACCACUCAGCAGAGCGUUGUAACAGUUGGCAUGGAGUCAGAGUCCAUGGAGUCACAGACUGUUGUAACUACAGAGACGCAAGUUACAACGAUAGGUGACACAGCGGCUUGUACGAUGCCCGACAUGGAGGAGACAAUGCCUCGUCUGCUGGGCAAGACGGACUCUCCAUCUAAGAAAAAAGACAAGCGAAGCCGCCAUCUUGGUUCAGAUGGAAUUUACCUGGAUGACAUCACAGACCUGGAGCCAGAAGUGGCAGCCCUUUAUUUUCCCAAGAGUGAUGUUGGUGCAGCAGUGAGGAGCAUCUCAGACCCAGGCUUUCACAGCACCAGUCUGUCCCCGCAGUCCGUCAGCUCAGGAGGAGACAGCGGCGUCGACAGCUACUGUGACAACAUGGCUGAUCUGCCAGCCAUCACAAUCUCUUUGUGUGGAGGGCUCAGUGAGAACAGAGAAAUCACUAAAGAGCAAUUCCAUGAGAAGAUGAUCUCCUACCAGCAAUUUGCAGAAAACCCCUCCAUCAUUGACGACCCAAACUUGGUGGUGAAGAUUGGCUCCAAAUACUAUAAUUGGAGCACUGCGGCUCCACUUAUGCUGGCUAUGCAAGCCUUCCAGAAACCUCUGCCAAAGGCUGCAGUGGAGAACAUCAUGAAGGAGAAGAUGCCCAAAAAAGGAGGGAGGUGGUGGUUCUCCUGGAGGGGUAGAAACAACAGCACCAAAUCGGAUUCAGUCUCUGGUGCAUGCGGCUCUGGUGAGCAGGCAGGGCAAAUGAACAGCAGACUUAAGGAAGAGUCGUCCUCCAGUGAUGAAGACCACAGGACAGCCAAACAGAACUCUGUCACCAGCCAAUCAGAGUCUGUGCUCACACAAGGGGGCGUGUCCUAUAAGAAAACACUCCGACUCACAUCAGAGCAGCUGCUGUCUCUCCAGCUGCAGGAAGGCCCUAACGAUGUUGUGUUUAGUGUGACCACUCAGUACCAGGGAACAUGUCGCUGUCAAGGAACAAUCUACCUGUGGAACUGGGAUGACAAGAUAAUCAUCUCAGACAUAGAUGGAACCAUCACCAGGUCAGACACAUUGGGCCACAUCCUUCCUACACUGGGGAAAGACUGGACCCACCAAGGCAUCGCACACCUCUACCACAAAGUCAGCCAAAACGGCUACAAGUUCCUGUACUGCUCAGCUCGAGCCAUCGGCAUGGCUGACAUGACCCGAGGUUACCUUCACUGGGUCAACGAGAGGGGCACCAUGCUCCCCAUUGGCCCAGUCCUCCUCAGCCCCAGCAGCCUCUUCUCAGCUCUGCACAGGGAAGUGAUCGAGAAGAAACCAGAGAAAUUUAAGGUGGAGUGUCUCACUGAUAUCAAGAAUCUCUUCUACCCAAACACUCAGCCAUUCUAUGCAGCGUUCGGCAACAGACCUACGGAUGUUUAUUCCUAUAAAGAGGUUGGAGUGCCACUAAACAGGAUUUUCACUGUGAACCCUAAAGGCGAGUUAGUGCAGGAGCAUGCAAAGACAAACAUUUCAUCAUACGUCCGUCUGGGUGAAGUGGUGGACCACGUGUUCCCUCUGAAGGUGCGAGCCUCCUCCUCUGACUUCCCCUGCUCGGACACUUUCAGCCACUUCACCUACUGGAGGCAUCAGCUCCCCCGUGUGGACCACCGUGGGACUACACCUCCACAGAGUCCCAGCCCUGACAGCUGACUAGCUGCAGCUUGUUGAGCAGCAAAAAGUGACUGAUAGUGUGUUUGAGAUGUAGCAGAUAUUUAAAUGUGUGUAUGUUAUGAAUAUGUAGAUUUUUGUAGAAUUUUGAGCACUAUGAGUGCACAGCAGAGAAAUAUAGAAGAAUCUGCUGUAAAACGCACAUGAUGGAUGUAUAAGCGCACUUUUAUUAAAAAAAACAUGACCUCUGUACCCUUCUGAAUAGAGGUAUGUAUUCGAGUAUAAAGUAAUUUAUUCAGGCAGCUUAGCAAAUAUAUGUAAGUGAGUGCUGACAGGAUUCAGUAGCAAGACUUUCUCUGAAAGUAGCAUGCUUUAUUUUACACAACCAUAACAUGCAUAAAUGAGAGCAAGUAGUAGAAACAUGUGCCAAAUACUCAACAUAGAAUAUAUAUUUUCUUACUCAGAACUUCUCAAAUCUAGACUGUUAAAGAUCCUCAAACAGCAUGGAACUGCAGAUAUAUACAUGCACCCUCAUUUUAUUGUGUAGCGGCUUCUGUGUGUGUGACGUAUGUUUUGAAGUCAGUAUUAGUUGUAAGGUACAUUAAGAUGUAUUUCAGAGCACAAUGAAUGGAAAGAAAAUACACAUUUGUUGUUAAAAUGUUUAGAAAAAUAGCAGAAAGUGCAUUGUUAAGAGUGUUUAAAAUAGUAUUUAUUGUUGGAAAAAGAGAUGCUUGUAAGCAGACAAAAAGCACAUUUUAUUGUUUUUCUUAAAGAGAUUAUUUUUCUACUGAAAUCAACCACAGUGAAACCUUGUGAUCAAAUUGUCAUUUCUACAGUGGCCUUCAUAAUGUUUUAGAUUAUCUGUACUGUUACUGUUCAUAUAAUAACUCUUGAAUCAUCAGGUCUGUUUAGACUUUCCUUGUUGGAAAGAUUAAUGAUAAUUUCAAUAACUGCCAUCAAGUCUAUCUGGGGAUUUAUCUGAUAAGAGACAGACUUAUCAUGUGGCAAAGCCUGGGAUGUUUCAAUACAUCUGGUUAUUCUUUAAUUUUAGCUUUACUUUCUUAGUUUGUGACAUCAUUUCAUCAUUUCUUAAAACCCUCCAGACUGUCCACAGUAUAGAGUAAACAUCAGUCUGUGGUUAUUUCCUUAGAUAAACACAUAUGACGUGAGGUCCUAACAUUAGGUGCAACAAUCACUAUAACAGAGUCAUUUAAGUAAGUGUGUGUGCAGUUUUUAAAGAUGUACAUAUAUAUAAUUAUAUAAAUACUUAUUCUUUCCAUGAAAGAGCUUUAAGAGCAUGAAGUGAUCAAUAGUUUGUUCAUCUACUCCCUUCCACUGCUUUUGACCAGUUCACUGUUAAAUUGGUGUAUUCAAACUCAAUAAAAUGCUUUGGUACA